Dicentrarchus labrax (European seabass) is the source of this 2907-nucleotide messenger RNA. It is a transcript of the gene senp2, whose product is annotated as SUMO specific peptidase 2. The record is from RefSeq and is a predicted model, not a curated record. Gene Ontology annotation, molecular function: deSUMOylase activity. Gene Ontology annotation, cellular component: nucleus. The transcript has 17 exons. Lineage: Eukaryota; Metazoa; Chordata; Actinopteri; Moronidae. Gene Ontology annotation, biological process: protein desumoylation. Bases 152 to 1978 code for a protein of 608 amino acids.
GCACAUCCUUCGCGUUCCAACCACAGUGCUGCUAACGGUCAGCUAGCGGCAGGCUGCGUGUCGUAGGUCGUUGUAUGACACCUUAUCCGCGGUGAAAAUAGUCCUGGCCCGCGUAGAAGCCCCCGGUACAAUUUUCUCGUAUCUGUCUGGGAUGUAUGGAUGGAUAGUUGACGGAAUAUCGUCGCUGUUUGAGCCCGUUACGGGGCAAAACCCCACCGAGUGGCCCGGGAGAGGUAACGCUAGCGAGGAGGUACCCACGCGACCUGGCGUGAAAGCGGGAGCGCAGCGGCACGAGACCCACUGUAGACCGGCUAAACGGAACUACCAGAGUGUUGAUGUUGCAGACGGCGUUUGCCAGAAUGACCAGGUAGAGGUGAAAAGACGCAGACGAGAUGUAGUUAUUAGCUUUGUGAAGAAGACUGUGGCCGGGGUAGCAGGUCUGCUCAGGCUGCGGAACCCGCUGACGACCAGGUGUGACAAGCCAAGACAUUAUGAAGACACACAGCCUGUUACUCUGAUGGGGAUAGAUGAGCUCCACACCUCAUGGUUGAACAGUACUGACUGGAGAAUGAGUAAACCAGUGGGUGGAGUGAAUGAGAGGGGUGGGAAGAAUCCCUUUCAGAGCUCCUCACCUCCUUUAAUGAGGAAAUACAGUGGGGCAGGGCUGUCUGCAGGGCUCGCCGACAGGGGGAAGGAGCGGGAGAGGAGAGGCUCCCUCCAGCUGCUGCCCUCCAGACCUUCUCUGAGGGUGGGAACUGCAAACCCUGAUCCAACCUGCAAUGGCUUUGGAUACAAUCGCUGCUACAAACCCAGUCUUACUGUGGAAGAGGCCAUAAAACAGAAUAAUAAGGAGCACUACCGGCGCUUGCUGGAGAUGGUGACAGAAAAAUACAGCAAAAGCCAACCACUUCCUUUCAACCAAACAAAACCGCAAGAUGAAUCGCUGUCUCAGACUGAUCCCAAAACUGCUGCUUCAGGAAAAGCCUUUGAAUCAUUGCCCAGGAAGACGGGAUACACAGCUGCCCCAAAUGUGUUUACAUGGAGAAAUGCAUCUGCAACCAAGGACAGGCGGAGUAGCUUAACCUUUAGUAAGACAUUCAGUGGAGCCUUUACGGACACACAGCCUGCUAGAUGUGCAAAGCAGAAACAGGCAGCAGAGUUGGACCUUUCUACAGAAGUAGCUACUCGCCUCAAUCUUGUGGACAGAGAUACUCCUGCUGUCAGUUUCCCCGACACACAUUCUGCACACACUGCACACGCAAGACACAGCGAUGAGGACAUACCUUGGCUGACCAAGGAAAUGGCAGCGGAGGUGAGUCACUCUCUGGCUCAGAGUGAUCCCAACCUUGUUCUGAGUGCAGCUUUCAAACUGCGCAUCACGCAGAGAGACCUGGCCACACUGCAGGAAGGCGGCUGGCUGAACGAUGAGGUGAUAAACUUCUACCUUUCCCUGGUCAUGGAGCGGUGUUCUGGUGAAGCAGCAGGAUUAAAAGUCUACUCCUUCAGCACCUUCUUCUUUCCGAAGCUGCGGGGUGGUGGAGGCGGGCAGGUGGGAGGACACACUGCGGUGAAGCGCUGGACCAAGGCUUUUGACCUUUUCCUCUAUGACCUCAUCCUGGUCCCUCUGCACCUGGGCGUCCACUGGGCAAUGGCUGUGAUUGAUUUUAAGUCAAAGACAGUGAAGUCAUAUGACUCGAUGGGCCAGAGACACGAUGACAUCUGCAGUCUUUUACUACUCUACCUUAAAGAGGAGCACAAAGCAAAGAAAGGCAGAGAUCUUGACAGCGCCAAAUGGACUGUUGGAAGUUUGAGGGCCACUGAGAUUCCCCAGCAGAAAAAUGGCAGUGAUUGUGGUGUUUUUGCCUGUAAAUACGCUGACUAUAUCGCAAAAGGAAGGCCUCUCACCUUUAAACAGUGCCAUAUGCCGCUCUUCAGGAAGUUAAUGAUUUGGGAAAUCCUCAAUCAGAAGCUGCUGUAGAGGAUUGCAACAAUCUCAAUGAAUGGCCUAACAACAUAGACUUUCUCAAUGGGAGAAGCACUUGUGUCCAGUAACUACGUGGUGAAUAAAAAUAAAUGAAUGGGCCAAAGAAGUGAACUUUACUGACUGAAAUCUAACCCAGUCUAGCUGUUCUGGUCAGGAGAAAUCAAACACUAGUCUUAAGAGUUGAUUAUGUCUCUUUCCCUGUUGGGGACAUGUUAACAAUUUAUAAUCUCUGAGUUGUAAUUGGAGACAUUAUUAGGAUGUAAGAAGUGUAUGUCUUAAACAAGCUUUGGCACUACUGACUGAAUGGCUUUUUGUAAUUGACCUGCUGUUUGAAGUUCUGCCUAAAGUGCCUUCAGCCCUCUGACACUGAGCUCAACUUGGAGCAUGCUUUUGUAUAUUUUGGGAAAUUACUUGGUCACAUACAAUUCAAAGUAAUUUCUUCAUUGAAUUAGAUUGUCACUGGUCAGUGAUAUUUAGGUCUAAUUUGGCUGUUCCUGCCCAAUUAAAAUGAAAUGAGUGUACAGCAACUAACUCCAAUGCUAUUUGUUAUGACACUCAGUUGCUCUAGAAAAUAUAGAAAGUGAUAAUCAAAACCACAUCAGAACAAAAAUGCAUGGUUGAGUGCUUGUAGUAUGUUUGUGUUGCUAUUAUUUAUGACUUGACUGGAUGUUUUUGGAGUGUGUAUAGUUUGUUUUUUCUCCACAAGUGGAGCAGUGAUUUCUUUGUGUAACAUAAGGCGCUGUAGGUCUGUGAAUCUUUUCUAUGAGCAUACUGCAAGAGGCUACUAGGGCUAUUACAUUGACUUACAGUGUACUAUACUUCAUAGCAAACUACUGUACACACAUGCAUGUUUGAGUUCAUGCUUUAAAGAUGUGAUUUUUUUUUUUUUUCGCCCUCCUGUAAUAAAGUAUUUCAUUUUUUAA